UUCUACUCCUUCGGCCACUCCUCCGUCGAUGGCGUUGUCUCUGCUUUUCUCUCGGGACAACGUCCUGUUCCUGUUCCUAAUCCCGAGGAUGACAAAGCGAUGAGGGAGGACGUUGGUAUCUGUUUGACUCGUAAGGAUCUAGGGUUAGGGUUUUGGUGGAACAACGAGAGGCUUAUCAGAUCGGAGAAUCCGCGAGAGAUUAGUGACGCGAUUGAUUCCAUGUGGACGUUGUUGGGUAAUCUCAAGGAAUUGCGUGCGGAGGAAGCCUCUUUCGUUAAUAAUAAUCAAGCUUUCGUUAAUGAUGAUCACGAGGACCUGAAGAACAACGAUAAGAGCGGUUUUAUCUUAGACGGCAUCACUGAAGAACAAGAUCAGAUCCUCCCGCUUUGUGAAAGCUUCUGCGUUACGGACAACAACAACUCUUUUACUGACUUGGAUUUCGAUCAAGAGCUGGAUAUUGAUCAACUCAUUGAUUUCGAUACUAAUUUUGAAAGCUCCCUUGAUAAUUGGUAUACUCAUGAGGAGAUUGGUUUGAACCUCGAUCAGUGUUUUCCAUAUAUCAGCUAA
Camelina sativa (false flax) is the source of this 567-nucleotide messenger RNA. RefSeq names its product agamous-like MADS-box protein AGL62. The record is from RefSeq and is a predicted model, not a curated record. NCBI's taxonomy places the organism in Eukaryota, Viridiplantae, Streptophyta, Magnoliopsida, Brassicales, Brassicaceae. Gene Ontology annotation, biological process: regulation of transcription by RNA polymerase II. Gene Ontology annotation, molecular function: protein dimerization activity; RNA polymerase II cis-regulatory region sequence-specific DNA binding; DNA-binding transcription factor activity, RNA polymerase II-specific.